AUGGGAAGUUUUGGUUCCAAAAGUAAGCAACCAGCCAGUGAUCGAAAGACUUCCUCUAUACAGCGGUCGGAAAUGAUAUCCGAUGGCUACACGGCGAAAAGUUCUUCGGUGACAAUGACGAAACAAAUAAGAAUAUCGCAAACGGUACAAAGUACAAGAACAUUCACAGCUGCUACGCAAACUAUCCAAUCUACCGGCACGGGAACAACAACGAGCGUGCCUACGCAAACGUACAAACAGGUCUACAGGAGACCUUCGCUCACCACACUGCCCGAUGCAUCUGUGGUGCGACCGUCAAGCGCACAAACCUAUGAAUUUAGCAGGCCACCAAUUCCUAAUACCGCCACCUAUACACCCGCAACGCAUGGCAAUGAUUACGACCUGUCCAAAAAAGCGUACGUGCUAGUAUUUCAUCAUUACAAAUUCCAGACAAGUAAGCAUAACAGAGAAGGUAGUUCUAAGGACAUGAGGAAAAUCGAAGAGAUCAUCCGAUACUACCGAUGCGAUAGGCCUGACAUCAACGAAAACAAAACCGCUCGUGAUGUACGAAAGAAAAUGGAAACAAUAUCAAAAAAAGAUUUCACCGAGUACAGUUGCCUGAUUGUGUUUAUUAUGAGUCACGGCGAUGAGCAGGAUUCGAUUAUGGCAUAUGAUGGAAACAUGUACUCACUGCAGAGUGAUAUUGUGGAGCAGUGCACUAUGAACCGUACAUUGAACGAUAAGCCAAAGAUAUUCGUCGUGCAAGCUUGCCGGGGAGAUGCGAAGAUCGUGGCCGAUGCAACGCGCUCAAUGAGCCAUAAAAUCGACAUAGUCGCCUUUCAAAGCUCUUAUCAAGGGACGGUGUCAUUUCGUCACGUAGAACAAGGAAGCUUCUUCAUGCAAGCCUUUCUACAGUUGCUUCAUGGAAACAACCAGAAAAGUAUUCUCGACGUCAACGAAGAACUAAACAGAGAGUUCAGAGCGAAAAACAUUCUACAAACUCCAACACUGACGACAACGCUGCAGAAAAAGUUGAUAUUUGGUCAAUUGCUUCGGCGGCCCUAA
Messenger RNA from Anopheles marshallii, 1044 nucleotides. RefSeq names its product caspase-14-like. The transcript is spliced from 6 exons. NCBI's taxonomy places the organism in Eukaryota, Metazoa, Arthropoda, Insecta, Diptera, Culicidae. Gene Ontology annotation, biological process: proteolysis. Gene Ontology annotation, molecular function: cysteine-type endopeptidase activity. The record is from RefSeq and is a predicted model, not a curated record. Bases 1 to 1044 code for a protein of 347 amino acids.